AUGCAUCUCUCUGUGCAACAUAAGUGUGAUUACACACCGCGAAACUUGUACUAUAAGAAAGAUAUCGCUUAUGUAACCAAACACAGCAAGUGGAUCCUGCAAUCCAUUGGCAUUUGGCCAGCAGUAGUAGGAGAUGUUACAAAAUUUCUACCAAAAAUCACAAUUGCACUCAGUAAUUUUGUAUUACUCUUCGCCAUUAUUCCAUGCACUCUGCAUAUCAUAUUCGAAGAAAAAGAUGCUAUAAUGAAAUUAAAAUUAUCCGGUUUACUCAGUUUCUGUUGCAUUUCGUUGAUGAAAUACUGGGCGCUCACCCUUCGCAAACCGAGGAUCAAAGGCUGCAUCGAACAGAUGUGGAUUGACUGGGAACAGGUGGAACUACAUAAGGAUCGCGAAAUAAUGUUAAAAUACGGGCGAAUGGGUCGAAAUCUGACGAUAAUCUGCGCCGUAUUCAUGUACACCGGUGGAACAAUCUAUCACUCGAUUUUACAGUACGCGAUCGGCACUUUUGUCGAUGAACAUAAUCGUACAAUCAAACCUCUGGUAUAUCCUACAUAUAGCGCAUUGUACGACGUUCAGAGUAGCCCCAUUUAUGAUCUAGUGUACGUUAUUCACUGCAUGUGUGGAUACGUGAUGUAUUCCAUAACUGCCGGUGCUUGUGGAUUAGCCGCUCUUUUCGCAACACACACCUGUGGACAAAUCGACAUCAUUAUAUCUCGAUUGAAUGAUCUUGUUCGUGACGAAUAUAUGAAAGAAACGCUUAAUUUAAAUGCGCGAUUGAUAGAAAUUGUUGAACGUCAUUUGCGAGUUUUAAGAUUUUCGGCAGCAGUAGAAAUGGUGCUACAAGAAGUAUGCUUCCUAGAAUUUAUUGGAUCCACCUGUAUAAUAUGUCUACUCGAAUAUUAUUGUAUAACGGAUUGGGAACAGAGUAAUACCAUCAGUCUUACAACAUAUACAAUGUUACUAAUAUCUCUGACAUUUAACAUAUUUAUAUUGUGCUAUAUUGGUGAACUCCUAAUAGAAAAGAGCAGUAGUGUUGGAUUGUCUUGUUUCAUGAUCGACUGGUUUCGUUUACCGACUAAGACAAUACACGGUCUUAUUUUAAUCAUUGCUAUGUCGAAUAAUCCGGUUAAAAUUAGCGCAGGCAGGAUAACUGAUUUAUCUUUAUCAACUUUUGGAAGUGUUCUCAAAUCGUCACUGGCGUAUUUAAAUUUCCUCCGGACUACUGUUAUGUAAUAAUUUAUUAAUUUUUAUGUACUUUUAUAGUAUUUCUAGUAGAGAAAAUAAAAAAAUAAGACAUAGCAAUAUUUUUUAUUAUCUUAAUACAAUUUAUGACAUAGUGUUACCCAGAUGGUACUAUGUGGUCGUUCAUUAUCAGCAGAAUUAUCAGCUUCUUA
Bombus pyrosoma is the source of this 1394-nucleotide messenger RNA. RefSeq names its product odorant receptor 13a-like. Lineage: Eukaryota; Metazoa; Arthropoda; Insecta; Hymenoptera; Apidae. The record is from RefSeq and is a predicted model, not a curated record. Gene Ontology annotation, molecular function: odorant binding; olfactory receptor activity. The coding region runs from base 1 to 1233 and encodes 410 amino acids. The transcript is spliced from 6 exons. Gene Ontology annotation, biological process: sensory perception of smell; detection of chemical stimulus involved in sensory perception of smell. Gene Ontology annotation, cellular component: plasma membrane.